This is a messenger RNA of Nicotiana tabacum (common tobacco), 1419 nucleotides long. The record is from RefSeq and is a predicted model, not a curated record. NCBI's taxonomy places the organism in Eukaryota, Viridiplantae, Streptophyta, Magnoliopsida, Solanales, Solanaceae.
UUUGUUGAGUAUGUCAAAAGUUCGUGAAUCCGUUACCCUUUCUUCUUGCUUAUUCGUCCUUAUUUGUGAGUCAGAAUAAGUAUACUAUUAAAUCUAGAAAUAAUGAUAAAAAGGAAAAGGACUGGUGCGUUCAGUUUCAUAUCUGUAUAAAUCCUUUUACUAAAUUGAAAAAAAGAAGAAGUAUAAAUCUUUGUAAUUAUGCCCUCUGUCAAAAUUUGCAGCCCUUAUGCUUUCCAAGAGACAGAAAAAGAAAGAUUUAACAUUUUGAAACGAAUUAUGUUACAUUUUCAAAUUUUACAAACAUGUAACAUAUGUAGCCUUUGUAUAAUUUUGGAAUGUUUAAAUUCUUUUGAAAGAUAAUUUAUCUAUGUUAGGUUUAAACAGAGAAUUAAUCAAAGUGAAAAAGGACAAGUAUCUUGGGAGAGUACCAUUGAAGUUGUUUAGCCCUUGCUCUUUCUUGUUAUUUUUGUCAGGAUAAAGGUUUCAAUUUCAUUUACUAUUUGCUGUGAUCAGUUUGCCAGCAUCACUUUGAAGUGAGGGCAGUUAGUGGUGCUUGAAUCAUAUGGCUGAGAGACAUCCUGUUGAUCAACAGCAAAAUCCUGAUUGUUUUGUUGCCAAUUUACUUUAGGACCUCUGCUUUAGUCUUCAUUGUUUUGUUUUCUGAUAAGGUAGCUAUUUGAUGUUCUAAAGCUAUGUGAGUACAUUUUGCUUGAGACUUGAGGUCUUGCUGCAUUAUCCAUUUGAAUACACGUUUCCCACUAGCACUGACAUAAUAAUCUGCUGGACUGAUGUGGGUUCUUCGAAUAUUGCAAUUUACAGAAGCUUCCUAUUUUCAAUCAGUCAACUAAGCUUAUGUCUAAAACUAGUUGGGGUCGGCUGUAUGGAUCUAUGAUACAUGGUCUAUGAACAUUGCAACUUACAGAAGCUGCUUAGUUGAUGUUGAGAGACAUGCCAGAGAUUUCAUCGAAGCAGCCAAAAAGCUUCAACUUUAUUUGAUUGGGUUGCAACGCGAGGAUCUGCCUUCCAAAGUAGAUAUGCUUAGAAAGGAGAUUGUAAAAAUGGAAGAAAAGUUGAAGAGAAAGACUGAGCUUAUAACCAAGCAGGAGAGACUGAUUCAAAAUUGGAAGAGAAACACAACAUUGAGUUGGAAAGGGUGUAAGCUAACUGCAGAUCUGUGAUGUAAACUAGUAUACGAGUUUCUUCUUUUGCGAGGUCCAUUAUGUUGUUUUCUCUUGCUAUCAUCCCUUAGCUUUCUGUAUUGAAAGUGCUUGAAGACAAUAAGCUCACUACAAAGAUGAUUUGUAGCUAGCUUUCUGUAUUUAUUUGUUUGGAAGUUAUUAGGUUGGUCGAAGUACAUAAGCAGCAAACGUUAAUCUUGUUUUGGAUUCCUAUUUUGAAAAAUGUAGAGAAGUUUUGUUA